UUUAACCGGAAACACCAUUAGCGUCUCGUUCUCCGAUUCGUUCUCUCGCUCUCUCCCUCUUUUCCGGUGUACUCAGCCAUUUGUAAGCAGGCACAUUCUGCAUCGCUGGACAAAUUCGAUUGAAAAUGUCGCUCGUGAUUCCAGAGAAAUUCCAGCAUAUUCUCCGUGUGCUCAGCACUAACAUCGAUGGUAAGCGUACGGUACCCAUCGCACUGACUGCCAUCAAGGGUGUCGGUCGUCGGUAUGCCCACGUCGUCCUUAAGAAAGCCGAUGUCGACCCGUUCAAGCGUGCCGGCGAAUGUUCGGAUGAGGAAGUAGAGAAGAUCAUUACCAUCAUCUCUAACCCGCGCCAAUACAAAAUCCCGGACUGGUUCCUGAACAGACAGAAGGAUAUCGUCGAUGGCAAAUACAUGCAGCUGACGUCGUCCAACAUUGAUUCGAAGCUGCGUGAGGAUUUGGAGCGACUGAAGCGAAUCCAUGCCCAUCGUGGUAUGCGCCACUACUGGGGUCUGCGAGUCCGUGGUCAGCACACGAAGACUACCGGUCGCCGUGGUCGUACCGUCGGUGUAUCCAAGAAGAAGUAAGCGCAUAAGUGAACGAAUGGCAAAUUUUCACUCCUUUGUGGUGGUGUGUUUUGUGUGAGGCGGGAAGGAAAGGAGCGUUGUGAGAUGUGCGAAAAUUGUAAGAACUAUUAUUGUAGUGUAGUGGCAUCGUAUCCGUGCAUCAUGAUACGAGAUGUGAGAUGUGCUUUCCAAUAAAUAGUUCUUAUUGAAAAAAAUA
This is a messenger RNA of Anopheles funestus (African malaria mosquito), 780 nucleotides long. RefSeq names its product 40S ribosomal protein S18 (gene RpS18). NCBI's taxonomy places the organism in Eukaryota, Metazoa, Arthropoda, Insecta, Diptera, Culicidae. Bases 126 to 584 code for a protein of 152 amino acids. Gene Ontology annotation, molecular function: structural constituent of ribosome; RNA binding. Gene Ontology annotation, biological process: translation. The transcript has 2 exons. The record is from RefSeq and is a predicted model, not a curated record. Gene Ontology annotation, cellular component: small ribosomal subunit; ribosome; cytosol.